Durio zibethinus is the source of this 3408-nucleotide messenger RNA. RefSeq names its product transmembrane protein (DUF2215). Lineage: Eukaryota; Viridiplantae; Streptophyta; Magnoliopsida; Malvales; Malvaceae. The record is from RefSeq and is a predicted model, not a curated record.
GAAUUGCCCUCAAUAUAAACUCGUAUUUACAAGCGUGCCUUUUCCUCAGAUCCCUCAAUCCCGGUAGAACGAUGGUUCCCGGGAAACGAGUCCGGAACACGGCUUUGCUUCUCUGUCUUACCUUCGUUGCUUUUUCAAGUUUUUCUUCCGUUGCCUUUUCCUACGAAUCUUCUUUGGCUGUUGGGGAGUUCAAUAAGACAUUGCAGUUAACUCCUGGCUUGCAAGUGGAGAAGUCUCCAGGUUUAAAGCCUGGAACUAGAGUUGUUUGUGAAAGAGUUCGCAUUGAUGGUUUGUCUAGGUUUAGGAAUCUGAAGAAGUUUGCUCAUUCAGUUAAGGUGAAGGUUUCACAAGGGAAUUCCACCCUACGCAUACCGAAUGUUGAAGUUUGUUUCCAUAGGAAUGCUUCACUUGGGAUAGGGAUGUGCCCUCAAGGCAAGUGGGAGAAGGUUUCAAAGGGUUUAUGGGCUAAACCCAUGUCUCCUUUUGAUCACAAGCUCUUAGAUAUACGGAUGACCAGUUCAUCCACACAGACCCUUGAGGUGUCCAUUGAAGAGGAAUUUUUCCCAUAUCGUAUAAUACUUUUAAUAUUGGGCAUUGUGUUGUGGAGUGUGUCCUAUACCCUAAGCCAGUCAUUAGUAUUUUACUACAGCAGUGCCAUGGCAGUUGGGGUCAUCCUUGUGGUAUUGAUAGUCCUGUUUCAGGGAAUGAAGCUUCUCCCAACUGGUCGGAAGAACUCACUUGCAAUUGUUAUAUAUUCAUCUAUGGUUGGUUUGGGAUCUUUUCUUCUCCGCUAUUUACCAGGAUUGUUGCAUUCGAUACUUUCAGAUAUGGGAAUCACUGAAGAUAUGUAUAAUCCUUUGGCUAUAUUUCUGCUGGGUUUUGUUGUUCUGGCUGGAGCUUGGUUGGGCUUCUGGGUUGUCCGCAAACUUGUCCUAACUGGAGACGGGUCAAUUGACAUAAGCACAUCUUACUUUGUUGCUUGGUCCAUACGGAUAGUGGCUGCUAUAAUGAUGCUUCAGAGUUCUAUGGAUCCCCUCCUUGCAGCAGAGGCAUUUUUAUCUGGGUUAAUGCUCUCAUCAGUAUUGCGUAAAGUCACUAGAUUGAGAUUCCUUCGCCGUGUGUACAAGAAGUUGUUCAAGUUAGCCAAAGUCAUUGGAAGAAACACUCGUAUUCCUGAUUUAUCAUCAGAUCCAUAUUCUCAUGAUGAAUAUACAUACAAGAGACCUGAAGACUCUAAUUUCCUUAAGCGACGGUCUAAACACUUUCCCAUGGCUUCUUGUAAUACUUCCAUGCAAGGUAUUACCAAUACAUCUCCUAGUCAGCUGUCAGAUAUGGACUCUUACCCUUCCAUUAUUCACAACACACCAGAGAGGAGAAAAUUUUCAAAAGGUGAGUGGGAGAAGUUCACAAGAGACUCCACGAAAAGGGCCGUUGAAGAACUUGUUUCUUCACCUGAUUUCAGCAAAUGGGCAGCCGCCAAUGCUGAGAGGAUCACUGUAGCACCCAGCAAUAGUUCUACCAGUGCUUCUGCCCGAAAUCGUUGGUGGUUUCUUUGGUCUUAAGUAGCUAAUUGUCCAUUGUAGAUUCAAGGCAGUGCAGUUGAAAGAUGCUGGCAAAUUCAAAACAAACAUUCGGCAUUUUAAGGUUUGAUGGCCGAAGUUUUGGGAUAACUAAGAAUGAUGUCAAUGUUGUACUAGAUAUAUAAAAGUAUAAUUCAUGUACAAAAUCUUGUGUUAGAUCUGGGGACUGACUAAAAAAGCAAGUUUCUCUUCAACUCUAAGCCAUUAGGUAGGUGCCAAUUCUAUGUGAUGUAACUUAGUACGUGACUGAAGGAUAUCAGGUAGGGAGCCUUAUUUUUAUUGUUAUGAACUUCUAGAUUUUGAUAUUUUCAAGGUUAGAAUUUAAGUGCAUCUCACUUAAAUUUCAUGUGGUUUUCAUGUCUUAUUUAUUUGGACGUGUAUUAUAUAAAAGAAAGCAACGUUUUUCUCCAAAAGAAACAUAGAAGGGGUUAUUAUGAAACGAAAGUUACGUUUGAAGUAGCGGCCCGCUUUUUUAUUUGAAUUUGACAAAUUAUACAAUUUAGCGUACAGUUGAAGGGAUAAAAAGCUAGGUGUUUUAAGCAGAGUUUCAAACUCAGAAUCGAUUAUUUAGGAUAAAAAGUUGAAAACCAAGACGAUAAGAGUCAAAAAAGUGCUUCUAAAAUAAACAAAAGAGAAAAUUGACGCAUAAUUUUGAAAAAUACAGCCAAAAGGUACAUUUCACAUCAUAUCAUGCAACGGGUAAAAUUUGCCAAAUGGAUCAUGAUGUAAAAUGCAUGUUUCGACAAUGGAUGUCGAUUUUCUAUGUAAAUGUGCCCAUUGCUCUGCUGGACUGCAAAAGAAUAAUCAUGGCCUCAACUCAAAUGAAGUGGGAAUAGCUUAGUUGGCUGGGCGGUUCCACACUACAAUAGGGAUAAAACAACUUCUAGGUGAAACUCGGAAGCCACUCUUCAACUAUACAUUGAACUGUGAAAGAUGCCAAAUUCCUAUUCCUUUACUUGAUGGUGUUCAUCUUUUAUCUUUUUCUUCAUCAUAAAAAGCUGAAAAAAGAAAACAGCGUCUAUAUUCGUCCGUUGUAGAGUGAAGAGUCGGUUUAGCACCUAUGGAAACUUCUUCCAGGCUUCCUUAGGCUUACCCCUUUUACCGAUUUAUCAGUUACCUACAUAAAAUCAUCCUCGAUUCUCAAGAACCCAGAGUUUGUUUUUGUGUUUUGGUCCAAGUCUUCUUUUACUUUGUUCAGAAGAAAAGCGAAAAGAAUAUCAAAACCAAGAAAUUCUGUUAAGAGAGAGAGACAUUUAAGAAGAAGAAGAAGAAGGAAGUAAAGAUGAGUUACUACAAUCAGCAGCAACCUCCUGUUGGUGUUCCUCCUCCUCAAGGGUAUCCUCCAAAGGAUGCAUAUCCACCGCCAGGGUACCCAGCUGAAGCUUACGCCUACCCUCCUCCACAGUACGCAGCACCUCCUCCUAGGCAGCAGCAGGAAACCGGUUUCCUUGAAGGAUGCAUAGCAGCUCUCUGCUGUUGUUGCCUUCUGGACGCUUGCUUCUAAGGAGAAUGAAGAGAUCAGCUUGGUCAUUUGUCCAUAGUUGAUCAUUUAAUAUGUUUUUAGUAGAUUAAAUCAAGGGAAAUUACUUUUAUCCAAUGUGUAUGGAUUUUAUUUAUUCGGAUUUGAAUGUAGAACAUGAAGAUUUUUAUCCCUUAACUAUAUCAGAACAUCUGUUUUUAAUUCAACCAGUAGCAUAUAUUUGAUCUUUUCUCAUGCAUGAUUUUGUAAUGUGAUUUGUGAAGAAAAAGCCUGGAAUGUUGCUUCUGGAAAGUGGGAGAGAAUAGCUUCUCAUUUUUCUCACAUGCCGUGAGGUUUUAAUUCGAUUCC